GAUAGGUACGCGAAUGCUGCCAGUCGUUGGCGAGCUGUGGCGGUGGAAGGUUGAAAUCUCGUGAUUGGUGUGAACGAUGUUUAGUGGUUAGAGUAAGCGUGGUGGGAAGGAUAAGGAAGGGAAGGAGUGGGGAGGGGAAGAAGACCGAUAGGGCGCCACCUAUCGUCAACGGAGAAGAGUCAGUAGCAGGCAAGAUGGCCGAGCGGUGGUGACGGGUCGAGGAAUGCACGGCUGGAGAAUUCGCGAUCUCGGCUUAGCGCGGAUGGCCUAGCGAUGGCCGAAUUCAACAUCGACAUCGGCAAGCUCCCGGAGGACGUUAGGGAGAAACUCGCCGAGCUGGAUCUCGAGCUUUCGGAGGUCCGUACGAAGAAUGAUUUUGAUCGAGAGAGAAGGAAGAAGAAGGAGGAGGCGAGGCACGGAAUCGAAAAAGGAAAGCCACGGUGAUUCGCGACUGGAAGACCUCGGCGUUGCACCUUAGGAUCGCAGAAACGCUGUGUGUACGAGCGUUGAGAAGGGUAUCCGGAGGAAAGAGGAGGGGAAGAGGUUGGAGAAAAGGACGAAGUAAAGAGGGAGGAAGAGAAGGAGGAGGAGGACGUCGAAGACGAGGACGAGUAGGAAGAAGGAAGAAGAAGAAGAAGAAGAAGAAGAAGAAGAAGAAGGACUCGUUGCGCUUGGGGCAAGUAACGUCUCUUGUCCAAAGGGAUGCCGAUAGUCGAAGGGGGAAGAUCGGUGUUCGAUAAUAGAACUCCGCAAGGAAGUGUUGGCUUUGCGUAAGAAAUAGACGCAACCCAUGAGGCCACUCUCCUUCGAGAACCUUAGGAGGCUCGUGAGCCGUAAGAAGGAUAGAAACGAGCCCUCCUUCAAACGUAGCGAGUCGUUUAAAAGGAUAUCGAUAAGGAAAAGUUAUCUCGAUCGUGGUAAACGACGUAACAAGUUACAAAAGAAUCUUGAACCGGUGAUAACAGCUCAGCCGGUGGUUGUAGUGUCAGCACCAGCCACUACGAGCGUGCCCGAUCAGCAAGAAAAAACACAAGCGACGAGGAUCAAGAUCAAGGAGCAAGAGAUUAGAAGACAACAGGAAAACGUAUCCCUCAGUCGUGAGUCUAUCAGUUACGACGAAUGGUUGCAAGGCGUUGGCUCCUCUUCUCGUGAGAAACUUCAAGAAAAACUCUUGGUCCAAGAGCAAACAGGCAAAUCGUCGACCAAAGUUACGACCAAACUGAUUCAAGAUCGUCGAUCGAGCAACGAUCUAACCGACGAUUUAAACUCAGCGAUCUUGUCCUUGAAACCGUUCGGUCCUACUACGAACGACGAGGAUGGCUGGAUUUAUUCUGAGAAAAAUCUUCACCAACAUGAUAAUCCUGGACAAACGCGUGAAACACCUUGUGUACCUCUUGAAACUGGACCACCCAGUGUCAGCAUCAGUCUUGGACGAGUUUGGAGAGACGCCGUACCGGUACCUUAUCCUUCCUCUUCCGGGCCCUCCGUUCAUCAUUCGUUGGACAGUGCAUUGAAAGAACGGAAACCGUCACAACCCACGGUCGCUAGAACCGUCUCGGCCCCGGAAAAAACCAUCGUCAAGGACAACACAUCAUCCUCGUCGUCGUUCGGCUUCUCGCUUAGGAUCGGCAAGCUGGCUGACUUCAGGGCAGGGAGCACGAGGAACGGAUUCUUCCGACGAAAAACGUCUAAGCCAUCACCGAGCGUCAGUACCGAAGGUUAUUUCAAGAGGACAAGCGGCCAAAGGAGAUCGAGUUCGAGAAGGCGAGGAAAGAGGACGACGUCGUCGCAACGUGCGACCUCACAGAGGACAUCUCAAAGGACAAAGAAAAAGAAUGAUCAACAGCCGGUUGUUCGUGAGAACAGUCCGGUAUGGUUCGUGCCACCGGAAAGGAGACGUUCGAGACGUCAGAGACGAGUUUGGCGAGAGAUUCGUUAUUUUCCUGAAGAGGAGGAGGACGAGGAGGAGGAAGCAACGGCAACAACAGCGUUGGUUAUCGAAAAAUACGACGAUUAUUCGUCGAAUUUCUCGGAUGAUCAAUUCGACGAUCAGAAAUUGUUGCUAUCUGGCGAUUUUAAUGAGAGAAGAGACGACGCAUUCAAUUCUCUCGUUUCUUCGUCGUUAGGUUCUUUUUCGGUGACGUCAUCGUCCUCCUCGGUUUGUCCAGCACCAAAAAUCAGCGAUUUCAACGAGGACAAAUUAUUCUCCGAGGAAUUGAGGAAUCGUGGUUUACUCGGUAGAAGAACCAUUUGGAAAAACACAACAACGUCGCCUUUCGUAACAACGGAAAAUUAUUUUACCAGCAGUCAAUUUAUUAAUUUCCUCGCAAAGAGUUCGUCAGAUCGUAACACCAAAGAAAGAUCCAGAAAGGAUAGUAAUUCCUAUUACAGAUAUCUGAGCUCCAGCGAGAGCGAUAACGAAUCUUCUCGGCGCGAUCUCCUCGACGAUGAUCGUCUCUCUCAACGUCAGCAACAUCUUAAACGACAAAAAUCCGGACCGAGAAGACGACCUUUACGAAGAAAAUCGCAACUCCGCCGAGCAUCUGGCCAGCCCGUUUUUCUUGUUCGCAAAUGCUCGUCCUUGAGAAAACGACCCAGAGACAUAACGCAAAAGGGCUAUGAAAAGAAACGGACUCGUCUACUACAGCAAUAUGCUUCUAAACAACUCGGGGCUGGAAAUGGCGGCAUUGCUGGCAGUGGCGACAUUGGUAGUGGUGGAGGAGGUGGAGGGAGUAUCGGUGGUGGUGGAGGACUCGAAAGGACAAGUUAUGGAAGCAGCGGUGGUGGUGUUGGUGUUGGUGGUGGUGUUGGUGUUGGUGUUGGUGUUGGUGGUGGCGGUGGCGGUGGCGGCGGACGACCACAGCCACGUGCACGACGCACGCAACGUCGUGUCACGCACAACGAGAAACGCUAUCAUUCAGGAGGUCGGCUAGUACCUGGUGGGAUCGCCAGUCCUCCGGGAUCUGGCGGCUCAACCGGAAACACCGGGAACUCAAACUCGGCUGCUGCGAGACGCGGUAAUCGCAGACUUACGCGCAAUGAGAGCCGCUAUCAUUCCGAGGUACGUCAGGAGGCGGUACAACAAGCCCUGGCAGCUAUGCAAGGUCGGCCGAAACCUUCCUUGCCAAUGCCAUCGAAGAGAACUUCCGUCAUGGCUAGAAGUCCUGAACGAGAACGUCGCGAUAGCGGAGAAUCUAGUAGCGAUGAGGAUAGUGUCGUAACGGAAGAGAGUCCUGGUGCUGGUGGUCCAACUGGUACUGGCUUAUCAGACACUAGCAGUACCGGAUCGGCACGUGAUACACCACCACCACCAAGACCACCGGCAAGGAGGCCACCUGGUGCCGACAUUACUGACAUCGCCGAAUAUACGCCUCAUGCUUACUGUAACAUACAACCACCGGACGUAACACACACGGGCAGUACGCCAACGGCACAACAGUCGACGAGACGGCCUGGUGCCGAUCGUGUCAAUCGUUACCACGUAGUCGAGGAUCAGAAUAAUACUGGAACAACUGGCCGUUGGAAAGUAUCAGCAAAAAUUCAACAGUUAUUGAAUACGUUAAAACGGCCAAAGAGACGACCACUUCCAGAAUUUUACGAAGACGACGAUAUAGAGCUCGAGAUAGCCGCCAAUCCAAAAGAUCCGAAUGCACCAAAACCGGAAGGUGGUUCGAUGACGUCUGCGAUCGGUGAGCCACUGUCCGUGCCGUCAGGCCUGCCUAGAUCGCUCGAAGCCGCUAUUCAAAGGUAUGGCUCAGCAAGUUACAAAGCACCCGUCGCAACCGUUCUAGAUCCUAACGGCAAACUCUGCAUCACAUUGACAUAUGGAAAACUUUUAAGUCGUUCCCACAAAAUAGCCUAUACACUUUUAAACAAGGCUCUAAGUCGUGGCGGUGAUUGUUGUCUCAAGCCUGGAGAUAGAAUCGCUUUGGUAUAUCCGAACAACGAUCCGAUAAGUUUCAUGUGUGCAUUUUACGGUUGCCUUCAAGCUGGUAUCGUGCCUGUACCCAUCGAGGUACCAUUGACACGUCGAGACGCAGGUUCCCAACAGAUUGGUUUUCUUCUUGGUAGUUGUGAGAUACAGGUGGCCCUAACCAGCGAGGCUUGUCUCAAAGGUUUACCAAAGACAGCGGCUGGCGAAGUUGUAGCUUUCAAGGGUUGGCCAAAAUUACAUUGGUUCGUUACAGAACAUUUAGGUAAAACUCCAAAAGAUUGGUUACCACCUCCACGUCUAACCGACGAUACACCAGCGUACAUCGAGUAUACAACGGUGAAGGAUGGAUCGGUGAUGGGUGUGACAGUGACAAGAUCAGCGAUGCUUGCUCAUUGUCGUGCUCUGACUCAAGCAUGCGGUUAUACCGAAGGAGAAAAUGCCGUUUGCGUGUUAGAUUUUAAACGCGAAGUUGGCCUCUGGCAUAGCACUCUCACUAGCGUAUUAAAUGGGAUGCACGUUAUAUUUAUACCUUAUGCCUUGAUGAAGGUCAAUCCAGCCAGUUGGAUGCAAAUGAUAACGAAACAUCGAGCUAGCGUGGCUGUUGUUAAAUCACGAGAUCUUCAUUGGGGUUUAUUAGCGACCAAAGAUCACAAGGAUAUAUCGUUAUCUUCAUUGAGGUUGCUACUAGUCGCUGACGGUGCUAAUCCUUGGUCCCUUUCCUCUUGUGAUCAAUUUCUUUCGGUGUUCCAAUCGAAGGGUUUGAGACCAGACGCUGUAUGUCCUUGCGCAUCCUCUAGCGAAGCUCUUACCGUUUCCGUCAGAAGACCUGGUCGAGCAGGAGUAAAUGCUACAGGACGUGGCGUCCUUUCUAUGUCGGGAUUAAGCUACGGUGUUGUUAGGGUAGAUCAAGAAAAUUCGUUGACUUCUCUGACGUUACAAGAUUGUGGUCAAGUUAUGCCAGGAAGUAUCGUAGUGGUAGUUAAGAUGGAAGGAAAGCCAUACAUUUGUAAAACCGAUGAGGUUGGUGAAAUAUGCGUGCAUAGUGCUGCAACUGGUAGCCAAUAUUGGGGACUACAAGGAUUAACAAACAAUACUUUCAAAGUAUCACCUUUACAAGCGGAUAGUACUCCAUUAGGCGACGUGGAAUAUACACGAUCGGGUUUGUUAGGAUUUCUCGGCCCUGGUGGUUUGGUAUUCGUUUGUGGAUCUCGCGAUGGUCUUAUGACUGUGACAGGAAGGAAACAUAAUGCGGACGACAUAAUAGCCACCGUAUUAGCGGUGGAACCAAUGAAAUUCAUUUAUCGUGGUAGAAUCGCUGUCUUCAGCGUAAGAGUUUUGAGAGACGAAAGGAUAUGUGUCGUUGCUGAGCAACGGCCUGAUUGUAGCGAGGAAGAGAGUUUUCAAUGGAUGUCACGUGUUUUGCAAGCGGUCGAUUCAAUUCACGCAGUUGGAAUUUAUUGUCUUGCAUUAGUUCCACCUAAUUAUCUACCAAAAACACCACUUGGGGGUAUUCACCUGUCCGAAACUAAAAGACGUUUUCUAGAAGGUGCACUACAUCCAGCUAAUGUCCUGCUCUGCCCCCACACUUGUGUUACCAACUUACCAAAACCGCGUGAAGUGCAUUCGGCGGGGGAUUCUGUUGCAGACGUUGGUCCGGCGAGCGUAAUGGUUGGCAACAUCGUUCAAGGAAAUAGACUGGCCUCUGCUCAAGGACGUGACAUGGGUGUUUUAGACGAGGAUAGCGAUAACGCUAAGAAGUACCAAUUCAUCUCGGAGAUUUUACGUUGGCGCGCUGUCAGUACGUCCGAUCACGUCAUCUUUACAUCCCUCAAUGCCAAAGGAGCAGUCGCAACUUCGCUAUCGUGUUCUCAAUUACACAAGAAAGCAGAACGCAUCGGGAAUCUUCUUUUGGAUCGUGGAAGAAUCAACACCGGGGAUCACGUCGCAUUGAUAUUUCCACCAGGAACAGAUUUGAUAUGUGCUUUUUAUGGUUGUCUUUAUGUCGGUGCUGUCCCUGUUACGAUCAGGCCUCCACAUCCUCAAAAUCUACAAACAACUUUACCAACCGUACGCAUGAUCGUCGAUGUCAGUAAAUCGGUACUGGUACUGACCAAUCAAAACAUUAUGAAACUUCUAAAGACGAAAGAAGCUAAUAAUGUUAUCGAAGUGAAAAGUUGGCCAACGAUUCUUGAUAUGGAUGACAUGCCAAAGAAGAAGCUUCCCGUUAUGUAUCGAGCUCCUACAGCGGAAAUGUUGGCUUACUUGGAUUUUAGCGUCUCCACUACGGGCAUGUUGGCUGGCAUUAAAAUGUCUCACGCAGCAGUAACGUCGUUGUGCCGUGCUAUGAAACUUGCAUGCGAAUUGUAUCCUUCGAGACAUAUUGCUCUAUGUUUAGAUCCUUACUCCGGUCUUGGAUUUGCUCUUUGGUGUUUAAGCAGUAUAUACAGCGGACAUCAUUCCAUUUUAAUACCACCCUCCGAGGUGGAAGCAAAUCCAGCUCUUUGGUUGUCAGCUGUUAGCCAGUCUAGAGUAAGGGAUACAUUUUGCUCUUACGGGGUUAUGGAGUUGUGCACAAAAGGCUUGGGUUCCUCGGUUCAUGCUCUCAAAGCACGUGGCGUUAGUUUAGCCUGCGUAAGAACCUGCGUCGUAGUCGCGGAGGAGAGACCACGAAUAGCUUUGACUACGAGCUUCAGUAAAUUAUUCUCCGCUCUUGGAUUAAGUCCACGUGCGGUCUCAACGUCAUUCGGAUGUAGAGUUAAUACUGCCAUUUGUCUUCAGGGAGCGUCUAGUCCAGAACCAUCAACGGUAUACGUGGACCUACGAGCAUUACGUAACGACCGUGUUUCCCUCGUCGAAAGAGGCAGUCCACAUUCUCUCUGUCUAAUGGAAUCCGGAAAAUUGUUACCUGGUGUCAAAGUUAUCAUAGCCAAUCCAGAAACGAAAGGGCAAUGCGGCGAUUCUCAUCUAGGAGAAAUAUGGGUUCAAUCGGCUCACAAUGCCAGCGGUUAUUUCACGAUUUAUGGGGACGAAACUGAUUAUGCCGAUCAUUUCAAUGCACGCCUUGUAACAGGAAAUACCAAUGAGGUUUAUGCCAGGACCGGUUAUCUCGGUUUUCUUCGACGGACUGAAAGCGUUCAACAGUCUGUUAUUAGUGAUGUUCCCGGUGAUACCUCUGCAUCCGAAGCUGAUCUUGUUCCCGGUGACGCCGAAUUACAUGACGCUGUUUUCGUGGUCGGUGCACUCGACGAAGCCAUUUUACUUAGGGGCAUGCGAUAUCAUCCAAUUGACAUUGAAAACAGUGUUAUGAGAUGUCAUAAAAAAAUCGCCGAAUGCGCCGUGUUUACGUGGACUAACCUGUUAGUAGUAGUGGUCGAGCUCGAUGGAAGUGAAAGUGAAGCUCUCGAUUUAGUGGCAUUAGUUACUAGCGCUGUUUUGGAAGAACAUCAUUUGGUAGUAGGCGUCGUUGUAGUAGUUGAUCCUGGUGUAGUUCCAAUCAACUCCAGAGGUGAGAAACAACGGAUGCAUUUGCGCGAUGGAUUUCUUGCCGAUCAACUUGACCCGAUUUAUGUAGCCUAUAAUAUGUGAACGCUGUGCAACAAGAUAAUAGAAUUAUGUUACGUUGAAGUUGGAAUGCUUGUCCGCAUAGUUUAUACAUCUAUAUUGCCAUUGUUAAUAUUUUUUUAAAUACGUACAAGACACGUGACGACUAUCAAUGAUCGUGAACGACGUGAUUACAAAUGCGUGCGCUGUAGCACGCUGAAUUUUAGAUUUUUAUUUUUUACGGACAAGCGUUAUAUAUAUAUAUAUGUAUAUGUAUAUGUAUACGUAUACGUAUAUGUAUAUGUAUAUAUAUGUAUAUAUGUAUAUGUAUAUGUAUGUGAACAAAACAAAACAAAACAAAACAAAAAAAAACAGAAAAAAUGCGCUAACGGAGAUAUUCCGAAGAUUUGCGACUAAACUGCCACAAAAACAAAGAAGAAGAAAGAAAAAUCCAUGAUUUCCGUAGUUUGAUUGUUCUUAUAACCGGAUAUUCUCGAAUAUCGUUCAAUCAUUUUAACAUUAUUACAAAGGAUAUAAUAAGAUUUGUUUUUUUUUCCAUCUACGACUUUCGAAAGGAUAGUGAGCGCUUGUACCUUGGUACAACUAAUAUCUGCGAUAAUAUAUUAACUUCGCUAUAUAUAUAUAUAUAUAUAUAUCUAUAUAUAUAUAUGUAUAUAUAUAUAUUUAUUUAUAUAUAUAUAUUUAUAGACUGAAUUUUCAAGCGAACGUUUAGAAAAUAAGUUUGAUCGAGAGAAUUUACAACAAGCACUUUCUAAAUUAUUUUCAAUAUUAUUGUUAUUAUUAUCAUCUUCAAUUUAUAUUUUUCACUUUUAUUACGUCGAUAAAAUUACUCUCUUUCCCUCUCUCUCCCUCUCUCUCUCUCUCUCUCUCUCUCUCUCUCUCUCUCUCUCUCUCUCUCUCUCUCUCUCUCUCUCUCCCCCUCUUUCUCUCUCUCUUUCCAUUUCAUAUAUGAAAUAUGAAUCUUCGCAACCUUCUAUAAAUAGCUCACUAUUGUUCUAAUAUUACUAACGUUUAGAUAUCACGAUGAGAUUACAGGAAAAGAAAACAAAAAAAAAAAGAAAAAAAAGUGGAAAAAGAAAAAAUCUAAGAAAAAUUAUUCAAAUAUAAUAAUCGAUCUAUAGAUAUAUACGAAAUGAAAACUAACGAGGAUAAAAAGAAACAAAAUGCAAGAAAAGAAGAAGAAGAAGAGGAAGAAGAAGAAAAAGAUGGGACUGUAUUAAGCUGAAUUGCGCACAAUAUUAAACGAUUUUUUAUGUGGUAUAUGAAAUCGAUCUUUAUAACUACUACAUUAAAAAAAAAAAAAAGAAAGAAAAUAAAACAAACAAAUCCACAGCGCGCAAUGAACUUAUUAAGAAUCGUUUUGCAUUGAAAGUGUGAUAUCUAUUUUUAGACUUGUAAUAGUUAACAAUGAUAAUAACAUCCCUCUUAUAAACUAUUCAUCCGAUUUGUAUUUAAUAAUAUAACGAGUACGCAAGUGUACAGAUUGGGCCAAAGUUUCCAAUGUUAAUUUUUUAAGUAUCUAUCUAGUGAUUCCUUUUCCGUGAUUAUUUGGUCUAAUUUUUUAUUUUAUCUUUUCUUUUUUUUUUCAAUAGACUUUUGUACAAGCUCGACUUGUAGUUUUGCAAUGUGAAAAGAAAAAAAAGGAAAGAAUUAGAAUUAAAAAUUAAUUUUUAAAUAUCCACCGAAGGAACUAUUGGCCCAUUCUGUAUUUCAAGUAGUACACGAUUGCUAAUGAUAAUUAUAAUUAUGAAUUUAAGCGCAACGAAAUUAUAUUCUUCGUCUAACGUAGAUAAAAGUAUUGCAAAUACUCGCGUUUCAUAUACGAAUAGAGAAGUAUUGUAUGUAUGUGAGAUAGUAACAGGAAGGAAAGUGGUAGAACAGAGGAAAAAAAAAUGGAUCAUCUUCGCGCAUAGACCACUUCUCUGUGCUUUACGAUUCGACGUUAAAAUUUCGAUUGUCAAAAAAGAAAAAAGGGGAGAAAAAAGAAAAGAAAAGAAAUGGUUUAUUGCGUGCUGUUAAAAAAGAUACCUUGGCUUUAGAGAGAUUGGAUUACAAAGAAAAGAAAAAAAACGAAAGAAAGAAAGAAAGAAAAUCGUGAUUAAGAAAAGUGAUGAAUGAAAUGACAAUACAUUUGUGACAGCUAUUUUUUACUAAGAUUUGCAUUGAAAAAAAAAAUAAUAAUAAUAAUUCGCUCAGACCGAACACAUAGACUUCAAUUUAUUAGAUUUUUUUUUCUUAUUUAUUUAUUUAUUUAUUUGUUAUAUAUAUAUAUAUUUUUUUCCUUUUUUUUUCUCUCUUCAUAAUCGCAAUUUCACGUUUCUUUUAAUCACAAUUAAAUAUUUGGUUCGAUCAUAAUUCGUUGCUGUCAAAAUGUAUAAUUAUUCAUUAUGUAAGAUUAGAAUCGACACGUUCGAAACGUUCAUUUCACAAUAACAAUGCACACUAAGAGUGUACAAAAUAUCCGAAAGAAAGUUGAAUACUGUAUAUCUAUUAUCUUACAAUUGUCUCGUCAUAUUUCUCAUCAAUGGUGUUUUUACAUUUAUAUGCACGUAUUGUUAAUUUAUUUUUAUUUUUCUUUUUUUCUUUUUUUGUUCUUUUUUCUUUUGUCUUUUCGCUUUUUGUUUUUUACAUAAUAUUUCUUGUUCGACGAUACCAUCUUAAAACUGACCGCGACGACAAAAAUUUGGAAUUUGUAAAUUAACGGAAAGAAAAUUGUAAAAUUAACGUUUACUUCAGAACUGAUCCCUUUUUUUACAACUUUUUGAGACAUCUUUUUCACGCGAUUAUCUUCAUAAACGCAAUUCGAAAUUCUCGAUAUCGAAUAUAACAAAUAUAACAAUGAUGACUCUAAUAAAGGAUCUACAAGAAUUUGAAAAAAAAAAAAACAAGAAAAAGAGAAACAAACUACAUGGGCCUAUAAAAUAUUUUGGACAAUCUGAAAAAAAGGCAGACGGAUAGAAUCGAAUCUAACGUAAAAAAAAAAAAAAAAAUUAAAGCUUCUUUUAAUCGUUGUUUUAUAUAUAUAUAUAUAUAUAUAUAUAUAUAUAUAAAAAGAAAGUGACAAAAAAAAUUAAUAUUUUUUUUUGCGAUUGAAAAAAAAAUUAAUUGACACACCCGGUAUAUUAAACCAGAUUGUUUUUCUCUCAGCACGCGAAUGUUUUUUAAAUCUUAUCUUCUUAGAAAUUUUUAUCUCUCUAUUCUCUCGAAAGGUUUUUCUAUAUAACGAUAUAUAAUGUAUAUUUGUUGAUAGUUUUAUAAUUUUAUAUUCUUAUUUUAAAGAGGGAUAUAUAUAUAUAUAUAUAUAUAUAUAUAUAUAUGUAUAUUCUACGACAUGUGUAUGACAUGUUAAACACGUCAUCGUUCUCAAGAAUAUAUUUCGUAUUAUUAUUAAUUGUCAGAUAUACGUAUUCUAACAAAUAUAUAUAUAUAAAAAUUUAUAUAUAUAUAUAUAUUUACCAACACAUAUAAUAGAUGAAUUAGAAAAGAAAUUCGUACCCCGUAUAAUAAUUACAUAACGAAAUACUUAACGAUUAAAAAUCGUUUCUUCUUAUUUGUUUUUUAUUUUUUUAUUAUUAUUAUUUUUUUUUUGAUAAGAGAUACAUCGAUAAAUUUAUUAUAUUAUUAUUAUUAUUAUUAUUAUUAUUAUUAUUAUUAGUAAUAUUAUUAUUAUUAUUAUUAUUAUUAUUAUUAUUAUUAUUAUUAUUAUUAUUAUUAUUAUUAUAUUAUUAUUCUGAACGAUUAGAAAAUAGUUUGACGAUCGAACACCCGCAAAAGUUAUUGUCGUUGAAGAUGAAGAAGCAAGAAUUCAUUAUUAAUAAUUAGAAAGAAGAAUAACAGCUUCAAGCAUAGUGCAUAAACGUGUCACAAAAAAAAAAAUAUCGUAAUUAAUAAUACUACAAACAUUAGACGGGUCGUUUAUGCCAAUAGCUUUGUAAAUAUGAACGGAAUAGAAACGCAUUAAAAUCUUUUCCGUCCUUUCUUUUUCUAUUUUUUAUUUUUUUCUUUUUUAAUUUUUUUUUUUUUUCUAUCUUUCUCUAACAUCUUUCCUUCUCGUGCUUCUUCAUCUUUAUAUUAACAAAAAAGAAACGAUUCACCGGAAUGAUUAAUUCGUAUUAUUAAUCACGUUUUUAAUUAAGAUACAUACCUACAUACAUACAUACAUACAUACAUAUGUAUUUAUAUACAUAUUCGUGCCAUGUCAGCUCGCGAUCCGUUUAACGCAAUUGCACGGAAAAAAAAAUGAUUCUUGUAUAAAUAAUGUAGCGAUCGAAUAUGAAAAAAAAAAAGAAAAAAAAAAACCCAGAAAAAAAUAAUCUUCUUUCUUUUUUUCUUUUGUUCUUUCUUUUUUUCUUUCUUUCUUUCUUUCUUUCUUUAUCUCGCUACAUUAAUAUCUCCAUUUAUAAUAAUUAUCGAUUGCACCCUUCGAAGAGCCGCUAUUUUAGCUGAUAGUAGAUUACCUCUGACAACUUUCAACCCCUUCUCCUCCUCUUAACCCUUCACUCAUUUCUCUAUAGAAACGUACAAUAAGAAUAUAAUUGAUUAAUUGGAGGUAAUUAAAAUAAUCAUGGUGUUCUUUUUUUUUCUUUUAUUUUUUUUUUGCAUAGAAACAAACAGUAGAAAAAUAAUCAAUCAAUUGGAUUAAUUAGUUUGAAAUGAUCAUGAUUUUUUUUUCUUUUCUCUCUCUCUCUCUCUCUCUCUCUCUCUCUCUCCUUUUUUUUAUUGUUAUAAUUUCGGUGUAAUAGAAACUUUGUAAACAUUAUUCAUUUUUGAACAACUGUUUUGUGAACUUACGUGUCUUAAUAAUUCGAUAUUAUAUUUAAUUGUAUUAUCGUUCAACUUUUCAAUAUUCUUUACUUUAGAAAGAUAGAACGUUAGAGAGAUAGAAAGAGACUGAUGUUCUUAAACAAUGAAUCAUUUAUAUUAAAUUUGAUUUUUGCAAAAUAUGUUUCUUUAUAUAUAUAUAUAUUCUUUUUUAUAUUCAACGAUUAGUCAUUAUAAAGCUCAUAGUACGAAUCCUUAAUAAUAAUAAUAAUAAUAAUAAUAAUAAUAAUAAUAAUAAUAAUAAUAAUAAUAAUAAUAAAAUAUAAUAAUAAUAAUAAUUACAAAAAAAAAAGAAGAAAAACCAAAAGAAAGAAAAAAAAUACGGUUGAGAGGAGGAGCGAACGUGGCCAUGCAUGCAAGAGAUGCACACUUGAUUGUACUAUGUAUAAAUGUUAAUAACACUAGUUAAUAGUUAAACUUCCUCUGAGAAAUGAUAUAUACAUACCUAAUUAUCAACAAUGUUGUCAACGAUUAUUAGUCGUCAGUCACAACACACUUCUUAUUAACGAGCGUGAUCCGACCUAAAAAAAAUAAAAAUAAAAAAAAAAUAUAAUAAUAAUAAUAAUAAUAAUAAUAAAUAAUUAAUAAUAAUAAUAAUAAUAAUAAUAAUAAUAAUAAUAAUAAUAAUAGAAGUCAAGUUUCUUCGAAAGAAGAAACUAAAAAAAAAAAAAGAAAAAGGGAGGAAAAAGAAAAAACAAAGCGAUCAUAAGUUUCCCAAAACCACCCCUACUCCACCCCCAUGCUAAGCCCUUUCCUCCUCCACCAUAACCGACGCCAUCGUUAUGAACAUCAUUAUUAUUUACCGAUAUAAUUCUAUUAUCAUUAUCGUCGCACUGAAGCAAAGAUUUAAAAGAAACGAAGAAUGAAAAACGAAAAAAACAACAAAUUAAGAACAAUGAAAAAAAAUCUGGACCAGGUAACAAAGCAACGGUCCAAGGCUGUGUAUAUAUUACCAAUAACCCUUUCCCCGUCCCAGUCCCUUUUUUCUUGCGUUAGAAAUUACUUAGUUACUACGAUAUAUAUGUAUAUGUAUAUGUAUAUGUAUAUGUAUAUACAUAUAUAUAUAUAUAUAGUUUGUACGUUAAAUUAUAAAUAUAUUUAUAUAUAUAUAUAUACAUAUUAUUCGUAAAUAAAUAAAUAUAUAUAUAUAAAUACGUAUAAAUAUGAAUAUAAUUAUAUAAGGUAUAUAUAUAAAUAAUAAUAAUAAUAACAAUAGCAACAACAACAACAACAACAAUAAUAAUAAUAAUAAUAAUAAUAAUAAUAGUAAUAAAAUAUCACGAAGUAACAAGUAAAAAGAAGCCGUAAUAGCACUAUGCUUGUAUCGAAAAAAUAAGAAUAAUAACGACAUUCGCGUAUUCGUCGUUCCUCUUCGUACGUAAUCAUCAAACCACCCUCCACCCCGUCGUCUAACAAAAAUCACCCUCUUAAUUCUCUUAUCGUCUUUCAUCGUUCAUUUCUUUUUAGCCCGUUGUUUUAUAAUCGGGCUUGUUUUAAAUUAACGAAAAGACGAAUAUAAGAGAAAAACGAAUAGAUACUUACUAAAAUGGUAAAAUCAUUUUAACAAUGAUUGUUCUUAAACGAAUUAUCUUUAAUUUUUGUUUGCUUUAUCUUUUUUCUUCAUACAUAUACAUACAUUCAUACAUACAUAUACAUAUACAUAUACAUAUAUAUAUAUACACACACAUAUAUAUAUAAUUCGAAUUAGCCGUUAAUUAUUAUUAUUACUAUUGUUAUUAUUAAUAUCGAUGACGACAUUCGUAUUUCUCCUUUUAUUCACUUAACAUCCCUCCCCUCCUUCAGCUUUCCCCCUCCAACGAUCCACCAAUUCGUAUGGCGCUCCCUUUAGGUGAUACGUUAAACCACUAGCGCCUCUUUGUAAUUCACUUGAUAUUUCGUAAGGUGCAUCGUGACGCACACUGCGAACCCGUCAUUAAUUAAUAAACGUAAUGUACAUUUUUACAA
This is a messenger RNA of Vespula vulgaris, 14281 nucleotides long. RefSeq names its product disco-interacting protein 2 (gene DIP2). The transcript is spliced from 18 exons. Lineage: Eukaryota; Metazoa; Arthropoda; Insecta; Hymenoptera; Vespidae. The record is from RefSeq and is a predicted model, not a curated record. The coding region runs from base 791 to 7519 and encodes 2242 amino acids.